AUGCAGCAGGAGGGCAUCCAGGAGACGGUGCAGCAGGCAGCGGGGCCCGCUGUGCAGCAGGCGGUACAGCAGGAGCUGCCGCAGCAAGGGCUGCAGCAGGGGCAGCAGGGGCUGCAGCAGGGGCAGCAGGGGCUGCAGCAGGGGCAGCAGGAGCUGCAGCAGGGGCAGCAGGAGCUGCGGCAGGGGCAGCAGGAGCUGCAGCAGGGGCAGCAGGAGCUGCGGCAGAUGCUAGUCGGCGCCCACAACCUUGCUGCUCGGGUGCACAACCGCGAUGCGCGCGAGGACGGCCCGCUGCAGCCGCUGCGCAAUGACUGGACUCAUGCCCAGGUCGACACCCUGGCCGAGUUUUACGGUGUAGACUUUGGGCAGCAAGGAAGCAUGCUGCUGCCCAACCGCAAGUCCCUCGUAAAAGCAUUUAUCAAGGGGCCGUGA
This is a messenger RNA of Chlorella variabilis, 432 nucleotides long. RefSeq lists its product as hypothetical. Bases 1 to 432 code for a protein of 143 amino acids. Lineage: Eukaryota; Viridiplantae; Chlorophyta; Trebouxiophyceae; Chlorellales; Chlorellaceae. The record is from RefSeq and is a predicted model, not a curated record. The transcript is spliced from 4 exons.